AGAAAAUUAGUCCCACCCAUUCCCCUACAAAUUUGGGAGGGAGGUUUCUCUCCUUUUCCCACCUAAACACAAAAUCAGAUAUCAGAUAUUGGGUUCUCAUCCUCUGCUUGAAUUAUACCCAAUUGCUUAAGAGAGAGAGAUGGGCGCUGAUUGGGGACCAGUGGUUGUUUCUGUGGUUCUAUUCAUUCUGUUGUCACCAGGGCUGCUGUUCCAGCUACCGGCAAGGACAAGGGUGGUGGAGUUUGGGAACAUGUGUACCAGUGGGAUUGCCAUUCUGGUUCACGCUAUCAUCUACUUCUGUAUUCUUACCAUCUUGCUCAUUGCUGUCGGUAUUCACAUACAUGCCGACUAAUUCCAUGACUGGUGUUGUUUUUGUUUUUUGUUUUUCACCUUCAAGUCUAGCUUCUUGCUUUAUCUCUGUUUUUCUUUUCCCUUUUAAGUUUGUUUUCCUUUUAAUUUCCUUCCGGGAAUGGUUGUAUCAUUUGUUUGGGUGACAAGAAAGAAAGCAAUCUAUCUUCGCGAUCAAUUGUAUUAGAAA
Messenger RNA from Vitis riparia (riverbank grape), 538 nucleotides. RefSeq lists its product as uncharacterized. The record is from RefSeq and is a predicted model, not a curated record. Lineage: Eukaryota; Viridiplantae; Streptophyta; Magnoliopsida; Vitales; Vitaceae. The transcript has a single exon. Bases 140 to 352 code for a protein of 70 amino acids.